CUGCCAAUGAUGAUGGACACCCCCCAAAAGACAAAAGGCUAAAACCCAACAAUUUAGAAAAAUAUAGUUUUCAAGCCAUUAGCCCAUUACAAGAAGAAGAAAAAAAAAGGACAAAUCUCUGAAACAUGUCUAUUCAUUUUACAAACAAAAAAAUACACCCUCCUCCCUUUCUCCUUUCCACUCCUUAAAACCGAACUUUCAGACAGACCCAAAAGAAAGAAGAAGAAGAAAAAAAGACUCCUCUCCUCCAGAACCCCUAUACCCUCUCUUCCUUUCGAUGGAGGAAUCCAAGCAGCCAUUUCUUCUUGCUCCAAACGAUAACAUACAGCAGCAGCAAGACCCGAUUCCUCCUUUAUCAUCAUCACCUUCUUUUACAGCUGACGCAGAAGACAUCCAGCCCAUCAACGGCCUUCAGGAUUUCUACACAGAGUUCUGUGCAGAGUCCAAGAAGCUGUGGUACCUUGCCGGCCCGGCAGUUUUCACCACCUUGUGCCAGUACUCGCUCGGAGCCGUCACCCAAGUCCUCGCCGGCCAUGUUGGCACCUUGGAGCUUGCUGCUAUCUCUGUCGAGAACUCUGUUAUUGCUGGCUUCUCCUUUGGUGCCAUGCUUGGAAUGGGGAGUGCUCUGGAGACACUCUGCGGCCAAGCAUACGGAGCAAAACAGCUGGACAUGUUAGGAAUCUACAUGCAGAGAUCAUGGGUCAUCCUCACAACGACGGCCUUCCUCCUCAGCUUCCUCUACAUCUUCGCCGGGCCGUUCCUCGAGCUGAUCGGGCAGACCCCGGAGAUCUCCCGAGCCGCGGGGACCUUCUCCAUCUACAUGCUGCCACAGCUGUUCGCCUACGCGGUCAACUUCCCCAUCGCCAAGUUCCUCCAGUCUCAGAGCAAGAUCAUGGCCAUGGCCGUCAUCUCCACCGUCGCCUUGGUCCUCCACACUUUCUUCAGCUGGCUCCUGAUGCUGAAGCUCGGCUGGGGGAUGGUGGGGGCCGCGGUGGUCCUCAACGGCUCGUGGUGGUUCAUCGUCGUGGCUCAGCUUCUCUACAUCUUCAGUGGGACUUGUGGGCAGGCCUGGAGUGGGUUUUCGUGGAAGGCGUUUCAGAAUUUGUGGGGGUUCGUCAGGUUGUCACUUGCUUCGGCUGUUAUGCUCUGCUUGGAAGUUUGGUAUUUUAUGGCUUUGAUCCUUUUUGCUGGGUAUCUGAAGAAUGCAGAGGUCGCUGUCGAUGCCUUGUCCAUAAGUGAAAGGGUUCAUAGCAAAGUGAUUUGCUGUUUCAUUUCUUCGACUCAUUCGUGCAGCGUAAGGGUGUCGAACGAACUAGGAGCAGCCCAUCCAAGAACCGCAAGGUUCUCGCUAGUGGUAGCAGUGAUAUCUUCCUUCCUGACGGGACUCCUAAUCUCCCUUAUCCUCUUCAUUGCCAAAAACGGGUACCCAGCUCUGUUCUCCAGUGAUACCGACGUCAAGGCACUAGUGAAGGCGCUCACCCCAUUGUUAGCUCUCUCCAUUAUCAUCAACAACGUCCAACCUGUUCUCUCCGGGGUGGCCAUUGGAGCAGGAUGGCAAGCAGCAGUGGCAUAUGUGAACAUUGCUUGCUACUACGCGUUUGGGAUUCCCAUUGGUCUAAUUUUCGGCUACGUGCUACACCUGGGUGUCACGGGGAUCUGGUAUGGGAUGCUGGGAGGGACAGUACUACAGACUCUGGUUCUCUUCUGGAUGGUCUACAGAACCAACUGGAACAAAGAGGCUUCUGCUGCUGAAGAAAGGAUAAGAAGAUGGGGAGGAGAUGAAGCAACCAAAGAGACUAACGCUUGAUAUAAAAUGUGCUUCAAGUAUCUUCCGCAAUUUAGCGUCAAAAGGGACAAAUUUUAUUAUCAUUUUAAAGCUACUGGGAUUGGGCAGUGCUCAAUUCCUGGGCAAAAACCAGAACAUAUAACUACUCCUUGUUAUAUGGUUCUCCUUCAUCUUUGCUCGAAACUUCACAGCAAAGUCAACACAUAAUUAACUUUGCCUAUUGCAUGUUGGCUGUUGCGGGUAUCACAAUUCAAAUAAAAACAUAAUGACA
Molecule: messenger RNA, 2057 nt
Organism: Linum tenue
Lineage: Eukaryota; Viridiplantae; Streptophyta; Magnoliopsida; Malpighiales; Linaceae
Source: the annotation of a GenBank genome assembly